Molecule: messenger RNA, 2444 nt
Organism: Electrophorus electricus (electric eel)
Lineage: Eukaryota; Metazoa; Chordata; Actinopteri; Gymnotiformes; Gymnotidae
Gene: mbd3b
Product: methyl-CpG binding domain protein 3b
Biological process (GO): DNA methylation-dependent constitutive heterochromatin formation; negative regulation of transcription by RNA polymerase II
Cellular component (GO): nucleus
Molecular function (GO): methyl-CpG binding
Source: RefSeq, a predicted model, not a curated record
GGCUUCUGCAGAGAUGGCUUUCAUAGCCCAUCCGCACUAGAUCUACCGCAAAUGUCACUGUAUUUUCCUAGCGGAUGUAUCCUUCAGUGCCAAGCGGGUGAUGCGGCUGGGUCACGGCGGAGCGAUUUGCAUAGCGACAAAGAAACGUGUCGACAAAGAGCUGAUGUUGAGGCGCGGGGUGAGACGUUUCUUGGAGCCGUAGCCAUGCUGCAAGCGUUAAAAUCUGAACGAACGAUAGACGAAAAGACAUAAUACCUUCGCCAGAUCAGUGGAUAGAAUCCUGGAAAUCAUGGAAAGGAAAAGGUGGGAGUACUCGGCUCUCCCAAAGGGCUGGAAAAGGGAAGAAGUGACCAGAAAGUCGGGUUUGUCUGCGGGGAAAAGCGAUGUCUAUUAUUUUAGCAGAGGUGAGGAAGAGGAGGAAGAGCAGAGGCGCGAGAGAGGGGAGGCGGGUCGUUUGUUUAGUUUGUGUCCUACUGGAAAGAAGUUCCGGAGCAAGCCCCAGCUGGCACGUUACCUUGGCAACUCCAUGGAUCUCAGCUCCUUUGAUUUUCGUACAGGCAAGAUGCUCAUGAGCAAACUGAACAAGAACAGACAGAGACUCCGCUACGACAACAACAAUCAGACCAAGGGCAAACCAGACCUGAACACGUCUCUCCCAGUCCGGCAGACAGCCUCCAUAUUUAAGCAGCCAGUCACGAAAGUUACCAACCACCCCAGCAACAAAGUCAAAACAGACCCACAGAAGGCUGUCGACCAGCCAAGACAGCUGUUUUGGGAGAAGAAGCUGAGUGGCCUUAAUGCUUAUGACAUCGCUGAGGAGCUGGUAAAAACCAUGGACCUUCCCAAAGGUUUACAGGCAGGUGUUGGUCCUGGGUGCACGGAUAAGACCCUGCUGUCUGCAAUUGCAAGCGCCCUGCACACCAGCUCUGCUCCCAUCACAGGCCAGCUGUCUGCAGCUGUGGAGAAGAACCCUGGAGUGUGGCUCAACACAGCCCAGCCCCUCUGCAAAGCUUUCAUUGUCACGGAUGAGGACAUCAGGAAACAGGAGGAGCUGGUGUACAACGUGAGGAAGCGUCUGGAGGAGGCUCUGAUGGCUGACAUGCUUGCCCAUGUUGAGGAGGCAGCCAGUGGUGGGGAGGCACUCAAGGAUGAGGGGAACUGCCACGACGACAAAGACGACGUAUAGCAAAGGGUGGUUACAUGUGUCUUGAGCUGCCUGCAUACAGGUGCAUCAACACGAGUCAUAGAUCCAGGACCAGAACUCCCCACUCCGACAGAUCAACACCUUCACCAGGAUGCUGUAGUUCUCUGUGGGACACUAAUCUAAACCCCACUGGUUGGGAUUCCUUUCCAAGACUGUCAGUUCGAUUUUAAGCAUAACCUUUGGGGAGGGGGGGGAGGGGGGGUUGUACGUUUUUACUGUCUAUAAGAACAAUGUUUAUAGGUUCCAGAUUUGAGAGUGGCACUACCAUGUGUUAUGAGAGUGUCUGUAGGAUUGAAAUGGAGUGAUGUGACAAUCAGGUCAAACUUUAAUCCUCCAGUCAGUGCAGGUGAGGAGAUGGAGAAUUAACUAGUCCUUUAGGGAUGCAAUCAUCUAUGGUCCAGACCCAGAGAUGUGAGGAAAGGAUGAGAUCCUGUAGAGCGCACUGCUGAAGGAGUCGCGUGAAAAGCAUGUAGAGUCGUGGAGGCCCGAUAGACUCGGUCUCCGCGCUUCUUUCUUUUGUAUUAUGCUCACAGGAGAUCCGUCAUUUGGACUAGUCUAGGGCAGCAGGACCUGAGGAGUGUAAAUUCCAUGGAGUUUCGCACAAACCAUCUCAUAAAAACUUUAGAAACAUCUAGGGGUGGAGUUAGGGAGUGGAGCUGGCAGAUUCUUACGAUUACUUUUUAUAUUAAAUAUAACUCAAUGUGAAAGCAGAUUGAUUUAGAAAGACGUUAAAAAAUGUUCGUCAUUCUAUGUGGAGCGGGGGGACGGGGGUUUCGGAUUUGAUUGUUCUGUCAAACUGCCACAAAGGUAUUUGAGCUUUUUACGUUUUCCAUGAUGUAUAGGCGUUGAUUGAAAUUGUUAAAGGUUAUCUUGGGCACAAAUCUAUAGAGAUAAGCAAAACAGCUGUUAUUCAUUUGUGUUUCAUCAAUUCAUGAUGCUUAUUGAAAUGACUAAUGUUCUCUUAUAUGUUGUUUACACUAGCCACUCUAAACCGCAAUCACAGAGCUUUAAAUCUGGACUCGGUAUCAAAAAUAUGGUGACUCCAUGUUUUAUGGUUUGUUUUUUGUUUUUUUUGUAUUUUGUUUUUUUUUCCUUAAAUGGAUGCACCUUGCCAGGUUUAAACUACAUAUUCGCUUCUCUGAAAAGAUGUUAGUUCAGUGCGUUUGAAACAUCUUGCACUACAGCACCUGUGGGCUGCUCAGUUUGCGUUGACAUUUUGCAGAGUAAAGCGUUUGUUUGA